AUGGCAACAUCCAGCAACGACAAAAAGAACAACACCUCCUAUCCACCUCCACAGAAUCCACCCCCGGGCAGCUACUCCGGCGGCGCUUCCUACCCCUAUUCAUCUCCUCCUCCACCACCUCCAUCUUCAUACCCCACCACAUUCUAUCAAGCACCAGCAACCACCUUCACAUAUGAAGAAGAACCCCCGGCUGUUGUAAGAUCCUUCCUCUGCGGCUUCAUCUCUGUCAUGACCGCCAUCGUAGCUCUCUUCGGCUUAAUCUCCUUGAUCGGCUAUUUUGUUCUCAAACCCCGUAUCCCUGAGUUCAGUGUCAAUUCAGCUUCACUUACCUCAUUCAAUUUGACCGGCUCCGGUCUCAAUGCAAAAUGGGACAUCACACUCAUUGUCUCAAACCCUAACAAAAAACUCGAUAUCACAUACGACGCCGUUGCUGCCAGUGUCUUUUACGGUGAUGAUGAAUAUGGUGUUCUAGCAUACACUCGUCUCGCACCUUUUCACCAACCAACACAUAGCAAGACCAUGUUACGAGUACAAUUCGAAGUUCUCGAUUAUUUUGUGGAUAACAGUGUAUCUUUCGGUAUUACUGAUGGAAGAGUUCGUGGAUUUGUGCAAUUUGGGGUGGUGGUGAAUACUUUGAUUAAGAUGGAUGGGUUGUUUCAUCCGAGUGAAUAUCGCUUGAAGGUUACAUGCAAACCUUUGAACUUUGGAAUUCCAUCGUCCAACAUUAACAACGUUACUUGGGAAUUAUUGGGUAGUGUAGCAUGUUAA
This is a messenger RNA of Medicago truncatula (barrel medic), 768 nucleotides long. Its product is annotated as NDR1/HIN1-like protein 10. The record is from RefSeq and is a predicted model, not a curated record. The coding region runs from base 1 to 768 and encodes 255 amino acids. Gene Ontology annotation, biological process: defense response to other organism. NCBI's taxonomy places the organism in Eukaryota, Viridiplantae, Streptophyta, Magnoliopsida, Fabales, Fabaceae. The transcript has a single exon. Gene Ontology annotation, cellular component: plasma membrane.